Parathielavia appendiculata is the source of this 687-nucleotide messenger RNA. RefSeq lists its product as uncharacterized. The transcript has 2 exons. Bases 1 to 687 code for a protein of 228 amino acids. Lineage: Eukaryota; Fungi; Ascomycota; Sordariomycetes; Sordariales; Chaetomiaceae. The record is from RefSeq and is a predicted model, not a curated record.
AUGCUCAAAGUCAGAGGCUAUCUGCGGCAGCUUCAGUUGGCGGGUGCUUCCGUGGCGGGGAAUGUCUACAAGUACCGGAAGAACUUGCUCGUGAACCCUGCGACGCAAGAGUCGGUCGGGGACAUCUUUCUGGACUUUCCACGCAUGAGCACCGAUCUGCCGCUGGACGUCUGGUGUAUGCCUGUGCUACAUUUUGGACCGGGAAGGGCCAGCCUGGCGUCGAUUUGUCUUGCGCUUGUCCCCGUGUUGGACGACGAGGAUGAGCAGCAGAUGUACAAGCGCGUUGGACUGGUCAAGAUUACGAACAAGAAGUGGGAUAGGAACUUCUUUCCUGCUAUUGGGCAACGGAUAAUUUCUUUUAGCUGGUCUACACCAACCAAGAAUUGCUCAAAAUUGUCGUCUCCAAAUCCUCCCUCGUCGAGGCGAUUCCCGUUCUUGGCAAGCCGCUCACAGUCCUUCUACAACGGUUCGAACUUUUUGCCGACGCAAGCCAUUGCUCGCGUUGCCGUCAAAUACGCCAAGAACUGGGUUGAGGAAUUCAAGAAGGCCCAGGCCGGCCCCCCGGGUCCUCCCGAACCCGAUACUGCCGACCCCCCCGCUGCCGAGCCCCCCAAGGUUGACCCUCCCAUCGUCGCGAAGCCCGCCGGUGUCCCUGCGGUCAAGCGGGCAACGGUUUUUGUCGGUUAA